This is a messenger RNA of Clarias gariepinus (North African catfish), 1419 nucleotides long. RefSeq names its product mortality factor 4 like 1 (gene morf4l1). NCBI's taxonomy places the organism in Eukaryota, Metazoa, Chordata, Actinopteri, Siluriformes, Clariidae. The record is from RefSeq and is a predicted model, not a curated record. Gene Ontology annotation, cellular component: nucleus; NuA4 histone acetyltransferase complex. The transcript is spliced from 12 exons. Bases 111 to 1082 code for a protein of 323 amino acids. Gene Ontology annotation, biological process: regulation of DNA-templated transcription; chromatin organization.
UGCGUCAGGAGAGGAGACGUAGCGCGGGCGCCUUCACCGUAUCUGAACAGAAUCGGAGCUGGCGAUGCCUGGAUCUGAUUUUCCAGCUAUUUGUAGUGCUUAAGCUGUGAAUGGCGCCUAAACAGGACCCUAAACCUAAAUUUCAAGAAGGUGAACGAGUGCUGUGUUUUCAUGGGCCGCUGCUAUACGAAGCUAAGUGUGUAAAAAUCAGUAUUAAGGACAAGCAAGUCAAAUACUUCAUUCAUUAUAGUGGAUGGAAUAAAAACUGGGACGAAUGGGUUCCUGAAAGCCGUGUACUCAAAUAUGUGGACAGCAAUCUGCAGAAACAGAAAGAGCUUCAAAAGGCAAAUCAAGACCAUUAUGUUGAGGGAAGGAUGAGGGGAGUUGCACCGAAUAAGAAGAUAGCUGCUGUGCAGCAAAAAAAUGUUGAUGUGAAAACAAAAAAGAACAAACAAAAGACACCAGGAGCUGGUGAAGGGACCAGCACUGGAGAACUUCCUCACCCUCCACGCAAGAAGAGGGCACGUGUUGACCCAACUGUGGAGAGUGAGGAGACCUUUAUCAAUCGUGUGGAAGUCAAGGUAAAGAUUCCUGAAGAGUUAAAGCCAUGGCUGGUCGACGACUGGGACCUGAUCACUAGACAGAAGCAGCUGUUCCACCUGCCUGGAAAGAAGAAUGUAGACAUGAUCCUGGAGGACUAUGCAAAUUACAAGAAAUCAAGAGGAACCUCUGAUAACAAGGAAUACGCUGUGAAUGAAGUGGUUGCUGGCAUCCGCGAGUACUUCAACGUUAUGUUAGGCACACAGCUCCUUUACAAGUUUGAGAGGCCACAGUAUGCAGAGAUCUUGGCUAACCAUCCAGACACGUCAAUGUCACAGAUUUAUGGCGCACCACACCUACUGAGGCUUUUUGUGAGGAUUGGGGCCAUGCUGGCAUACACACCUCUGGAUGAGAAAAGCCUAGCUCUGCUGCUCAGCUACUUGCAAGAUUUCUUGAAGUAUUUGGUAAAGAAUUCAUCGUCCCUCUUCAAUGCCAGUGACUACGAGGUUGCACCACCAGAGUACCACCGCAAGGCUGUGUGAACACAACGCCAGUGAUGGUCUGUGGCGCUGAAAUUUCAUUACUGAACAUUUUUUAUUUUUUAUUUUUUACCCCUUUAAGGGAAACCCCAGAAUCUAACGAAAGCCCUAGAACAGUUUGGUUGACUGGAAAAUGAAUCAAGACUGAUAACAGCCCAUUGUGCAGGACUGAUACUAAGGCUUUGUGGAAUGCUGCUCAGUGUCAUCGUGUAAUUAAAAUAUAUUUUGGUUCAGAUAACACUGAAACUGUGUGGUAAAACCAGAAUCAAGGUAAAUACUGCCAAUUUUUUUUUUUUAAAUAUAUAUAUAGUAUGUUUGUUAAUAAAUUGUCCUUCUCAAA